AUGGCGUUACGCAGCAAGCUCCGAUCACUGACCCUCCGGCGCUUCUCCACCUCAAUCCUGAGCCCGGACUCCAAAACCCCGCUCACCAGCAAAGAGAAAUCGCGCGCCGCCCUCUCCCUCCUCCGCUUCGAGAGCAACCCGGAGCGCGUCCUCGACAUCUGCCGCGCCGCCGCCCUCACCCCCGACACGCACCUCGACCGCGUCGCCUACUCGCAGGCCAUCACCAAGCUCAAGAAGUCCCACUACUACGAGGGAAUCCGCUCCUUCAUCACCGACUCCCUCGCCCGCCCCGAUCUCAAAUCGGAGCGCUCCGUCUCGCACUUCAUCGUCCUCUACGGCCAGGCCGGCCUCGUCAAGGACGCAGUCAAGCUGUUCGAAGAAAUGCGCCAAUACGGCGUCGCGCAAAACGUCAAAUCCCUGAACGCGCUGCUGAUCUCCUGCAUCAUGGCCCGGGAGUACGGGGAGAUGAAGCGGAUUUUCACCGAUUUUCCCGCCAAAUACUCGUUAGAGCCCGAUUUGGAUACAUACAACACCGUAUUGAAAGGCUUCUGCGAGUCCGGUAGCUCGAAUUCAGCGUACUCUGUUCUGUCGGAGAUGGAGAGGAAGGGCAUACAGCCUAAUGCCACCACAUUUUCCGUUGUGGUCGCCGGUUUCUACAAGGAGGAGAAGCUGGGCGACGUGGAGAAGGUCGCUGAAGUGAUGAAGAAGUUUGGGGUGAAGCACGGGCUUGGCGUCUACAACGCUAAGAUCCAGAGCUUGUGCAAGCUCAAGAAGUCCGAGGAGGCGAAGAAGCUGCUGGAUGAGAUCUUGGACAAGAAGAUCAAGCCUAAUUGUAUGACAUAUGGCCAUCUGAUUUACGGGUUUUGUAAAGAGGGGAAGUUGGAGGAGGCCAAGGGCUUGUUCAAGGAGAUGGUGGAUAGGAAGUUGAAGCCGGGGACGGAGAGCUACUUCACUUUGGCACACUAUUUGUGUAAAGGGAAGGAUUUUGAAGCUGCAUUGGACAUUUCUAAAGAAUGCAUUGCAAGGGGUUGGGUUCCCAGCAUAACAACCAUGAAGUCGCUUGUGAAUGGUUUGAUCAGCAUUGAGAAGGUUGAGGAGGCUAAGGAGAUCAUUGGCACGAUGAAGGAGAAGUUCUCGAGGCACGCCGAUGUGUGGACUGAGAUUGAGGAAGGAUUAGCAGCUAAGUAGAGAGAGCAAUGGGCAUGAUGUUGCAGAUACGUUUUUCUGUUACCUUGUAUCGUUUGUCUGCAAUAAGCUUAAUUAGAGGAUUUUUAGUUGUCUGAGAUGAUGGUUUAUGCAAGUUUUGCUAUUUCUUUUUCCCAUUGAAUUUGACUUGAUAUUUUGUUUCAUAAA
Messenger RNA from Salvia miltiorrhiza (redroot sage), 1353 nucleotides. Its product is annotated as pentatricopeptide repeat-containing protein At1g61870, mitochondrial-like. The transcript has a single exon. Bases 1 to 1188 code for a protein of 395 amino acids. Lineage: Eukaryota; Viridiplantae; Streptophyta; Magnoliopsida; Lamiales; Lamiaceae. Gene Ontology annotation, molecular function: protein binding. The record is from RefSeq and is a predicted model, not a curated record.